AUGACACUAGUCACUCGUUCCUUCUUUGCCAAACUCCUCCAAUACACCCACCAGAAAAACCUCCCAAACGGCAAGUCACUCCACGCCCAAAUCAUCAAGACCGGCUCUUCCUCUUGCAUAUACAUCUCCAAUAGCCUCGUCAACUUCUACGCCAAGUCCCACCACUUAACCGAAGCCCACCUUGUAUUCGAAGAAAUCGAAGUUAAAGACAUAGUCUCAUGGAACGGCCUCAUCAAUGGCUACUCUCAGAUGGGGACUCCCAAAUCUUCAUCCUCAGUCAUGAAACUGUUCAAGCUUAUGAGGAAAGAGAAUACUUUCCCCGAUGCCCACACUUUCGCCGGAUUUUUUUCUGCGGCGUCGAUUUUGAUGGACCCGUUUUGUGGCCAGCAAGCUCAUUCACUUGCCAUCAAAACAGCUUGUUGUUCCGAUGUAUUUGUGAAUAGUUCUUUGUUAAACACGUAUUGCAAAUGUGGCCUUGUAUGUGAUGCGCGUAAAGUGUUUGAUAGAAUGCCCGAGAGAAAUUCGGUUUCUUGGGCUACGAUGAUUUCUGGGUAUGCUAUGCAUCGGUUUGCUGGUUAUGCUUUGGAUGUUUUUAGGAUGAUGACGUUGGAGGAAAAGGAAGAUGUGAAUGAGUUUGUGGUAACUAGUGUUCUUAGUGCUUUUACCUUGCCAGAAUUUAUUGAUAUUGGUAAGCAAAUUCAUUGUCUUGCUGUGAAAAAUGGGUUGUUAUCAGUUGUAUCAGUUGGAAAUGCUGUCGUUACCUUGUAUGCAAAGUGUGGAAGCUUAGAUAACGCGCUGCAAAUGUUUGAGAUUUCGAGUGAGAAGAACUCCAUUACGUGGUCUGCGAUGAUCACUGGGUAUGCACAAAGUGGCGAUGGUGAGAAGGCAUUGAAAAUGUUCUCGGAUAUGCAUUUUUCUGGGAUGAGGCCUAGCGAAUUCACUCUUGUUGGGGUGCUCAAUGCUUGUAGUGAUGUUGGUGCUACUGUAGAAGGAAAGCAGUUGCAUGGCUAUUUGAUAAAGUUGGGUUUUGAAUCUCAGAUAUAUAUUAUUACGGCGUUAGUUGAUAUGUAUGCUAAAUGUGGCAAUGUGGGUGAUGCUCGAAAGGGGUUUGAUUAUCUACAAGAACCUGAUAUUGUUUUGUGGACCUCCAUGAUUGGAGGGUAUGUUCAAAAUGGGGAGAAUGAAAUUGCUAUGAGUUUGUACUGUAGAAUGCAAAUGGAGGGUAUGGUGCCCAAUGAGCUGACUAUGGCCAGUGUCCUAAAAGCCUGUUCGAGCCUUGCUGCUUUGGAGCAAGGAAAGCAGAUCCAUGCCCAUACUAUUAAGUAUGGGUUUGGUCUUGAAGUUCCGAUUGGAAGUGCUCUCUCAAUUAUGUAUGCAAAGUGUGGGAACCUUGAAGACGGGAGCGUAGUCUUUCGGAAGAUGCCUACCAGGGAUGUCGUGUCAUGGAACUCUAUGAUUUCUGGUCUUUCUCAAAAUGGUUGUGGCUGUGAGGCGAUUGAACUUUUUGAGGAGAUGAGACUGGAAGGCACAAAGCCUGAUUAUGUUACUUUUGUGAACAUUCUCUCUGCAUGUAGCCACAUGGGCUUGGUAGAGAGAGGUUGGAUUUAUUUCAAAAUGAUGUCUGAAGAAUUUGGUAUAGUCCCAAGAUUAGAGCAUUAUGCAUGCAUGGUUGAUGUCCUGGGCCGUGCUGGGAAACUCAACGAAGUGAAAGAAUUUAUUGAAUCAGCUACCAUUGAUCACCAUCUGUGUUUGUGGCGUAUUUUGCUAAGUGCUUGCCGGAACUAUCGUAAUUAUGGUUUGGGAGCCUAUGCAGGCGAGAAACUAAUGGAGUUGGGUUCACAGGAAUCAUCUGCUUAUGUGUUGUUGUCAAGUAUCUAUACAGCGUUGGGCAGAGGGGAAGAUGUAGAGCGGGUAAGAAGGAUGAUGAACCUUCGAGGGGUAAGUAAGGAGCCUGGAUGUAGCUGGAUUGAGCUGAAGAGUGUGGUUCAUGUGUUUGUUGUUGGAGACCAGUUGCAUCCACAAAUUAAAGAAAUUCGUACUGAGUUGCGACAAUUAAGCAAGUUGAUGAAGGAUGAAGGUUACCAACCUGCUUCUGAUUUGAUUUCAGAAGAAAUUAGUGAUUGUGGGUUCCUUGAUGCCACUCGCUUGCUGGACGGUGAUUAUCGGAUGCCAAUGCAUCCUAGUGGCGCUAAGCAUAUAAGGAUACAGGGUUUAUCAAUGUCUGGAGAACACUUGACAGAGAUCCUUAGGCAGAUUCUGGACCAGCAAAAUGUCUCCUUGCCUCCAGAAUGUUUGUCUUUCUCGAAGUUUAGGUUUCUUACUCUUCAAUAUGCAGCUCCGUUUUCAUUUAAUCAGUGUGCAGAACAUGUAGUUGCUUUCACUGCAGAUGCAUUGAGAUUUUCACUUUUCACCAUUGAGGGAUUGGCAGAACAUUUAAGAAACUGCGACUCUCAUUAUGAUGGUAAAGAUGAUUGGCUUCUGAUUAGCAGUAUGGUUAUCCUAUGCCGAUGCUGCAAGAAAGUUGCUCCUCUCUUGUAUGUUUCCAGUUCGGAAGAAGAUUACUAUUUGCAGUGGGACACUUACCAACCUUUGUAUGUUUUUGUUGUGAUGGGAUUUAUAAGGGUGACAAUCCGGAGGUAUGUUCUCUGUGCAGUGUUAGUUUUCAUAUGUUAUCGGUAGUCCUUAUGAGUCGUUACUCUGUUUACUUCUAAUUUUAUGUAUAAUCCGUUGGAGGGCGCAUCCAUUAUUCUUCUUUUCUGUGAAUAUGUUUAGAGGGCGCUUCAGGUAUUUAUGUCUAUGGGUUGCCAGUUGCUAAGUGGUUAAGUUUUUGGAAAAGUUUGAUCCAAUAUAUGGGCUGUUAGUUAUCUGUGGAGGGGUCUUAUCUAUAACUUAUUUUGAUUUCUAACCACAGCUGAAAAGCACAAUGAAUUCUUCUCACCAAAAUACCCAGGAAUAAUUGAAGAGACCUAGUUAGAAGUAAAACCCAGUUUAUUAAAUUUGAGGAUGAUUGGCUAUUCUCUAUCUACGUUUGUUGUUUAUGAAAAAAAGUUGACCAUAAUAUAUUUAAAUUGCUGUGGCUGUUUUGGCUUUUCUUUGCGGAAGAAUAUAUAUGCAUUGGAGUGCACACACGCGCAUGUUUGCAC
This is a messenger RNA of Ilex paraguariensis (yerba mate), 3143 nucleotides long. Lineage: Eukaryota; Viridiplantae; Streptophyta; Magnoliopsida; Aquifoliales; Aquifoliaceae. The record is from the annotation of a GenBank genome assembly.